This is a messenger RNA of Fraxinus pennsylvanica, 477 nucleotides long. NCBI's taxonomy places the organism in Eukaryota, Viridiplantae, Streptophyta, Magnoliopsida, Lamiales, Oleaceae. The record is from the annotation of a GenBank genome assembly.
AUGGUUGAGGAUGGAGACGAUGAUGCAGAAAGCAACGAGACCGAUGAUGGCUCCAAAAAAGACUCGACAGAAGAUAAAGCUGUCUCAGUGGACGAUGAUAUACGUGCUUGGAGUGUGGUAGAGGUGCUACGACCGCUUUAUGAAUCUUCAAAACUAGUGGCACAGAAUAUGACAAUUACAGCAUUGCAGUAUAUUAGGCAAAUAGCCCAAGAGACAAAUGGGGAGGUGGUAUAUGGUCUUGGCAGACAACCAGCUGUUCUACAUGUUGCAGUUGUUGUUAAUUCAUUCAAGAACUUGAGCAUUGAUACAAAUACAGUUUUCUUCAUUGGAGGUAUUCUCAGUGUGAAGGCUUCUAUGCUACUCCAGGCUGAUCCAAAAACAGACGAAGUAUAUGCCCUAGAUGAUAAUCCAUCCAAUUCCUUUGGACUUCACUGUACAACCACUUGCCCAAGAGCUUGUGGCGAAAGAUUUGCAUGA